GCGCAGUCGCCGGGCGGCGCGAUGGCCGGUGCGGGGCCUGCGCGGCCGCCGGUGUUGCUGCUGCUGCUGCUCGCGCUCUGCACGGCCGUCACCCGGGCGCUCUACUUCCACAUCGGCGAGACGGAGAAGCGCUGCUUCAUCGAGGAAAUCCCCGACGAGACCAUGGUCAUCGGAAACUACCGCACGCAGAUGUGGGACAAGCAGAAGGAGGUUUUCCUGCCCUCGACCCCCGGCUUAGGCAUGCAUGUGGAAGUGAAGGACCCCGACGGCAAGGUGGUGCUGUCCAGGCAGUACGGCUCCGAGGGCCGCUUCACUUUCACCUCCCACACCCCCGGUGACCACCAGAUCUGCUUGCACUCCAACUCCACCCGCAUGGCUCUCUUCGCUGGAGGCAGGCUGCGCGUGUACCUAGACAUCCAGGUGGGCCAGCAUGCCAACAACUACCCUGAGAUCGCUGCUAAGGACAAGCUGACAGAGCUGCAGCUCCGAGCCCGCCAGCUGCUUGAUCAGGUGGAGCAGAUCCAGAAAGAGCAGGAUUACCAGCGGUAUCGAGAAGAGCGCUUCCGCCUGACUAGCGAGAGUACCAACCAGAGAGUCCUCUGGUGGUCCAUCACUCAGACGGUCAUCUUCAUCCUUACUGGCAUCUGGCAGAUGCGUCACCUCAAGAGCUUCUUUGAGGCCAAGAAGUUGGUGUAGUGCCUCUGUGGGAGGCCCCUUUCAUCUCAAUGUGGUAGCAGUCCUUACCCAGAAUGGAACCUCCAGGGAGCCUGAGGGGAUUCUGGAAAAAUGAAAAGAUAGAAGCCUUGUUGGUUCUGGGGUCGGUCACUGGGAACUCAGACCAGCCAGAGUUAGCCCUGGUUCUCGAGGACACGGAACAUGGUCAAAGUUUUCAAAAGUCCACUCUGGGAUGGUGAGCAGCGGCCUCUCUGCCCUGUGUGAUUGUCCUCUUUUCUAUUACAAAAUGAGCAAAUGACAA
Suncus etruscus (white-toothed pygmy shrew) is the source of this 976-nucleotide messenger RNA. It is a transcript of the gene TMED4, whose product is annotated as transmembrane p24 trafficking protein 4. Gene Ontology annotation, cellular component: endoplasmic reticulum-Golgi intermediate compartment; Golgi apparatus; endoplasmic reticulum. Gene Ontology annotation, biological process: Golgi organization; positive regulation of canonical NF-kappaB signal transduction; endoplasmic reticulum to Golgi vesicle-mediated transport. NCBI's taxonomy places the organism in Eukaryota, Metazoa, Chordata, Mammalia, Eulipotyphla, Soricidae. The transcript has 5 exons. The coding region runs from base 22 to 696 and encodes 224 amino acids. The record is from RefSeq and is a predicted model, not a curated record.